Molecule: messenger RNA, 1454 nt
Organism: Otolemur garnettii (small-eared galago)
Lineage: Eukaryota; Metazoa; Chordata; Mammalia; Primates; Galagidae
Gene: MIA
Product: melanoma inhibitory activity
Exons: 3
Coding region: 888-1385 (165 amino acids)
Biological process (GO): extracellular matrix organization
Molecular function (GO): protein binding
Source: RefSeq, a predicted model, not a curated record
CUAGCCUAUGCAACUUGUACUCUACAUGCCCUGUCAAUCUGCUGGAUAUAUUUAAUUCUUACCAGAUUCCUGUGAAGUGAGGUAGCACAUGAUGUGUGUGGGCCUGGAAAAGAUAAGUCUCAAUCCCUCCACUUACUGGCUGUGUAGCCUUAGAGGAGUUCCUAACUCUGUACCUUUCCACUGUCAUGUAAAAUGGGGUUAUAACAGCCCCUCCAGACGUGACACAGAUUGGCCAUAUGAAUUUAAGUAUACUUGGUGAAUGGCUUUUUUUGGAGGUUAUUUUUAUCCUCAUUUUACAUAGAAAGGAGGUAAGGGCCUGAGAAGAGAAAUAGCUUAGCCCAUGUCACCCAGUUAGGAAAUGGCUGGUGAGCAGGAAGUGAACAUGGUGGGACAUUGCCUAGCCCAAGGCCCCUUGUACAAUAUUCACUCAGUAGUCUGAGGUGAGGUUGUUCCUGGUAAUCAAUGGGCUGCCUUGUUCUGUCUCAGCACAGGAAAUUCCAAGAUGGUUUUCUCUACAGGCGUCUUUGGUUCUGUCCCUGUAGGGGACAGUAGAGGAGCCCAGGUACCUAAGCCGACUCAAGAGAAGAUGGAAUUGAAUAUCUCAACGUAGAGGGCUGGGUCUCUCUGAUUGUUAAGGGGGGAGCUGUCACUUGGAGCAGUCUGGGCUGCUUUGGGCCUUAUCUGGGCAUUUCCUUGGGCUGGCAGCCCACACCCUGUCCUUGGAAUGGUUCUGGCUGGGUAGCAGCCUCCAGGUGGGCAAAAUUUGGGACUGGUUUAGGGCGGAGACAGAGCUGAGAACACAAGUUUCCUUGUGCUCUGGAGGGGGUGAGGGCAGAAGGAAAUCGGAGUCUCCAUUCUCCCCCUAGUCACUCUCUUGCUCAUAGUCCAUGAUGGCUUGGUCCCCAGUGUUCCUUGGAGUCAUUGUCUUGCUGUCUGCCUUCCCAGAGCCUUGUGACGGGGGCCACCCCAUGCCCAAGCUGGCUGACCGGAAGCUGUGUGCUGAUGAGGAAUGCAGCCGUAAGAGUGGGGAGGGGAGAAUUGGGGGCUUGGGUUGUUGGUGUGUUUGUGUGUGUUGUGGGGUAUGUGUGCUGUUAUUCCCUUCUAUUCUUUCCCUAGACCCCAUCUCCAUGGCUGUGGCCCUUCAGGACUACAUAGCCCCUGACUGCCGUUUCCUGACCAUACACAGGGGCCAAGUUGUAUAUGUCUUCUCCAAGCUGAAGGGCCGUGGGCGACUCUUCUGGGGAGGCAGUGUUCAGGGAGAUUACUAUGGAGAUCUCGCUGCUCGCCUGGGCUAUUUCCCCAGUAGCAUUGUCCGAGAGGACCAGACCCUGAAACCUGGCAAGAUCGAUAUGAAGACAGAUAAAUGGGAUUUCUACUGCCAGUGAGCUUUGCCUACUGCUGUCCCUGCCGGUUUUCCUCCCUGACUUUAUGCAAAUACAUCGACUAAGUGCAAA